CGAGAGCAGCCUCGGCGCCCGCCCGGAGUGAGCGGGACCGCAGCUGCCGCGGCUUCCAGCCCCGCCCAGCCCCCUCCCUCUUACUGGGGAUCACUCCCCCCAUCCACGCCUCCCCCCUAUGCGGCCCGGCGACCGGCACUAGCACUCCCCCGCCUCCCUCCAGUAGCGGGGCGCUUGCUGGGGGAGGAGGGGGAUUGCCCGCGGGUCCCCGGCGCCCAGCCUCCCCCUCCACCUCCUCCACCCCCUCCACCCCGAGCCGCGAUGUACGAUUGCAUGGAAACGUUUGCCGGGAGCCCCAGACGGCUGUACGGGGCGGUGGGGCCCGGGGCUGGCUUGCUGCGCAAAGCCACCGGCAGCCCGUGCUUCGCCGGACUUGAGUCCUUUGCUUGGUCGCAGUCCGCCAGUCUACAAUGCCUGUCUCCUCGAACCCCCCUGCUUUGUGGAUUGGCUGGCACUGCCCCAUGCCGGCUUGGCCCCACCCGGGGCCCUUUCGCAAGAGAGGAAAUGAGGCAGCUCUCUGAGGGCAAGGAAGGCGUCAGUGCCCGAGCUGUAGAGACCCAGAGCACAAGCUCCGAGGAAAUGGUGCCCAGCUCGCCCUCACCCCCUCCACCUCCCAGAGUCUAUAAGCCAUGUUUCGUCUGCAACGACAAGUCUUCCGGCUAUCACUAUGGGGUCAGCUCCUGUGAGGGGUGCAAGGGCUUCUUUCGACGAAGCAUCCAGAAGAACAUGGUGUACACGUGUCACCGGGAUAAGAACUGCAUCAUCAACAAGGUGACCCGAAACAGGUGCCAGUACUGCCGCCUGCAGAAGUGUUUUGAAGUUGGGAUGUCCAAGGAAGCUGUCAGGAAUGACCGAAACAAGAAGAAAAAGGAAGUCAAGGAAGAGGGUCCUCCUGACAGCUAUGAGCUGAGCCCCCAGCUGGAGGAACUGAUCGCUAAGGUCAGCAAGGCCCAUCAAGAGACCUUCCCUUCCUUGUGCCAGCUGGGCAAGUAUACAACGAACUCAAGUGCAGAUCACCGGGUGCAACUGGACUUAGGCCUGUGGGACAAAUUCAGUGAGCUGGCCACCAAGUGUAUCAUCAAGAUUGUGGAGUUUGCCAAGAGGCUUCCAGGUUUCACAGGACUCAGCAUCGCCGAUCAGAUCACCCUCCUCAAGGCAGCCUGCCUGGACAUCUUGAUGCUUCGGAUCUGCACUCGAUACACCCCAGAGCAGGACACAAUGACUUUUUCUGAUGGGCUGACCUUAAAUCGGACGCAGAUGCACAAUGCUGGCUUUGGGCCUCUCACGGACUUGGUCUUUGCCUUUGCUGGGCAGCUGUUGCCUCUCGAGAUGGAUGACACGGAGACUGGACUGCUCAGUGCCAUUUGCCUCAUCUGUGGAGACCGAAUGGACCUAGAGGAGCCAGAGAAGGUGGACAAAUUGCAGGAGCCGCUCUUGGAGGCUCUGAGGCUGUAUGCGAGGCGGCGUCGGCCUAGCCAGCCCUACAUGUUCCCGAGGAUGCUUAUGAAGAUUACUGACCUCCGGGGCAUCAGUACCAAGGGAGCAGAACGGGCUAUCACCUUGAAAAUGGAGAUCCCAGGCCCAAUGCCCCCCCUGAUUCGGGAAAUGCUGGAGAACCCUGAGAUGUUUGAGGACGACUCCUCGCAGCCUGGCCCCCGACCAGAGCCCCCCAGCGAGGAUGAGGGCAUAGGGGGUGGGGGUGAUGGGGACCUCAGCCCCGCCCCUGACCCAGACCCCUGAUUUCCCCCUGCUGUGGUGGCGGUGGUAAGGGGUUAUCAGAUACCCAGGUAGCAGAUUGACCAUCCCCACCAGUGACUGGGAGAGGACCUUAUGCGCCCUCUCUUCACUCCCAUUCCCCAAACCAGCACCAGUUCAAGCUCCUUGUUUUUGCCAAAGUUUCCUGGGCUAUUUGUCCAUCCUUUACCCUCACCAAGUCCUUACUGGGCUUCCUCCCCACAAUUUUCUGGCUGGGACCUGAUUCCUGUGCCUCGCUCCCCACUUUAGGGAGAUCGAAUCGGAGGGGUGAGACGAGGUCUCAGCUAUGAAUCUAGGAGCUAUCUCUUGGACAUCAGGCUCCCUCGGUUCUCCAGCAGGGAGAAGGGGGAGAACCUUUGUUGGUGCUGAGUAGGUGAGGACCUUGUCUCCCACUCCCCACCCCUCCUAUCCCCACCCCCACCCCAUCUGGGGAGACCUCCAGGAAUAAUUAGGAACACUAGAGACCAAAGGGAGGAGCAGGGGGGCUGGGCCAGCUGCCUCCACCCCCUUGUGAUCGCUGUGCAAUGCCCCCUGCCUGACACAUACUGCCCUCUGCCUCCCUGUGUGCCAGGCUCAGGGUAGGGGGUAGCUGGUCCCCUCCAGUCCUCUGGGGGCAGUGAAGGGGAGCAGAUGCAGGACCGUUCUGCACCUCUUUGCUGAUGGUUCCAGCGUGUACUCCCCCUUUCACAAAAAGGGGAAGUGCCCUCCGUUAAGAAUCCCCCAGCCCUACCAUGUGCCUUGGGUGUCCCCCGCCCCCCAUCUCAGCCAUCGGGGCGGAACCCUUCUACACUACAGAGGGGCUUGGGGAGCCCCUCCCUCUCCACCCCUAGUGCCUUCCCCCCACAAUACCCCAGAGCAGCUCAGCCCAGGGAGGGGAGGGCUGCUUAGCUGAUCCCGACCCUACCGAGAGGAAGCCUCUUAUUUAUUUAUUAGCUUUUGUUUACACCCUGGAAUUACCCCCCAUCCCCCUGGGGGUUCUGGGGGUGGAGCCCAGGGCCCCUUCUGAUUCCCAACCCCUGGUUUGUAUUUAGCUGCCAAAUAAAAUUCCCACUGGCCCCCCUUUUUCUCUGGGGGGGCUGGGUGCUGUCCCCUCCCCCCCUUUGUUUACAUCCCCCUUCCCUCCCGCUGUAUCGCAUAUUGCUGAGUUUUCUAUUUUUGCAAAAUAAAGUGAUGGAAACUCGUGA
Messenger RNA from Trichosurus vulpecula (common brushtail), 2939 nucleotides. RefSeq names its product retinoic acid receptor gamma (gene RARG). Gene Ontology annotation, biological process: regulation of transcription by RNA polymerase II; retinoic acid receptor signaling pathway; cellular response to corticotropin-releasing hormone stimulus. The record is from RefSeq and is a predicted model, not a curated record. The transcript is spliced from 9 exons. Gene Ontology annotation, cellular component: nucleus; transcription regulator complex. Bases 262 to 1740 code for a protein of 492 amino acids. Gene Ontology annotation, molecular function: nuclear glucocorticoid receptor binding; zinc ion binding; RNA polymerase II cis-regulatory region sequence-specific DNA binding. Lineage: Eukaryota; Metazoa; Chordata; Mammalia; Diprotodontia; Phalangeridae.